UCUAGAAUGUAAAAGAUUUCUAUACUGUAUGUUCUCAUAAUACCUGGUGUAGACUGACUGGCAAGAUGGGUGGCACGUGCGAUGAACGCAAGUUCUCUUUUUACCAAGCUGUAAAGCAACAUGAACCUGUGCAGAUGUUGGAAGACAUGCGGUACAUGGAGAUAUUUCACUGGGAAGAAUGCAGCCACCAACGGACAUACACUCCGUCUGAGGCACUGAUGUAUGCCAUCGUGCACGACCACCGAGCAUACGCACAAUACUUGGUGAAUGAGUUCUCAGAUGGUGCUUUUGCCAUGCCAGGUGAGAAUGUCUGCUGCAGUCAUUCAUCUGCUCCACACCUAGCCUUGGCUGUCCACUACAACAGGAAGGAAAUAAUGGCUCUCAUUCUUCAAGAGACUUCUUGGUCCUACAUGAACCGGGGAGAAUGCGAGCACAUGGAUGAGGGCAGAACUCCACUCCAUAUGGCAUGUGAGCUGUUACACUCAGAUGCUGUCAUGCUGUUACUGGCAAGCGGGGCUUCACCACAAGCUGAGGAUCGCGAUGGUAUGACACCGCUGGAUCUCAUUCUGGAACAGCUACGAGCCUCCAAAGUGAACACACGUGCCAAGAUGUUAUGCCUGGAAAGGCUGCUCAUGUUCAAGCCUGAAUUGCGGUUCAAAAUGAAGAGCUCACUGAAAAAUGAUCCAGAGUACUGGUCCAAUGUUCUGGGAGAGGAGACGUUUAACUACCUGGUCGGAAGAACUCCAGGGACACUCUUUCUCUUAGCUAUGCAAACAAUUCUGGCUCAACUACCUUCUCGUGAAUUUUUCAAAAGUCUGGACGAACUGCCCGUUCCAGUUUUUCUGAAACCCCUCUGA
Molecule: messenger RNA, 857 nt
Organism: Tachysurus vachellii
Lineage: Eukaryota; Metazoa; Chordata; Actinopteri; Siluriformes; Bagridae
Product: ankyrin repeat domain-containing protein 9-like
Exons: 1
Coding region: 66-857 (263 amino acids)
Molecular function (GO): protein binding
Source: RefSeq, a predicted model, not a curated record